CCUUCCUCCGCCAGCCUCAACAGCAGCGCAUCCCCUCCAAAACCCCUAUAAACCCUAACGCCCCCAAGGUCCCCGAACCCCUCUCCACCCUCGCCGGCAAACGACUCAACCUCCACAACAAGAUCCUAAACCUAAUCCGGGUCAACGAUCUCGAUGAGGCCUCGCUUUUGGUCCAUCACUCGAAUAAUUUCUGGUAUGUCUUGAUCAGUUUAUAAAUUUUGAUUUUGAUUUUGAUUUUUGAUUUUGGAAAUUCUUAGACUAUUCCAUCGAUUUUUCUUUUUUUAAAAAUGGUGUUUGAUCUCAAUUUGUCGUCUCCAGAGGACUUGAGCAUUGUUUUUGGGACUUUAAAUUCUUCCUAUUCGUUUUCUUUCCUGGAUCUCAGCUUAAUGGGCUGUGAUUUGAGGCAGCAGCAGGCAAUGAAGAGGAGCAGGCAUGGGCCGAGAUCGAGGAGUUCGCAGUAUCGGGGAGUUACGUUCUAUCGGAGGACGGGGAGAUGGGAAUCUCACAUUUGGGACUGUGGGAAGCUUGUUUAUUUGGGCUAAAUUUUUUAGGGGGAUUUGAUACUGCUCAUGUUGCUGCCAGUGGUGAGCUGAUGGAUGAUGCAAUGAUCCUA
Messenger RNA from Asparagus officinalis (garden asparagus), 613 nucleotides. RefSeq names its product AP2-like ethylene-responsive transcription factor SMZ. Gene Ontology annotation, molecular function: DNA-binding transcription factor activity. The transcript is spliced from 5 exons. The record is from RefSeq and is a predicted model, not a curated record. Lineage: Eukaryota; Viridiplantae; Streptophyta; Magnoliopsida; Asparagales; Asparagaceae. The coding region runs from base 288 to 542 and encodes 84 amino acids. Gene Ontology annotation, biological process: regulation of DNA-templated transcription.